This is a messenger RNA of Bombyx mori (domestic silkworm), 4329 nucleotides long. Its product is annotated as protein CEPU-1. The coding region runs from base 127 to 1329 and encodes 400 amino acids. The transcript has 10 exons. The record is from RefSeq and is a predicted model, not a curated record. NCBI's taxonomy places the organism in Eukaryota, Metazoa, Arthropoda, Insecta, Lepidoptera, Bombycidae. Gene Ontology annotation, cellular component: neuron projection.
UGCCCGCUGGUCGUGAAUGCGAUGCCCUAUUCUGUAUUAAAGCGAUCGAGUGACGCGCCUACGAAACACGAAACUUUGAUUUCCAGCUCACCAAUGGCCCGUGCGUUGAAGUAUUUAAUGUGAAUUAUGAGUUUGAAAAGAAAAUUUGUGAGAAUGUGGACAUUCUGGCUGUUCUUUUUUGGAGUUUCAGUGUUGUUUCGUUUCACGGAUUCCGUCGAUCUUCCGAAAUUUGUGGGUGCUGGCUCAAAUGUUACUGUUGCAGUGGGCAGAGAUGCAUCAUUGACAUGUCAAGUCGAUAACCUACAAUCCUUCAAGGUCGCAUGGCUUCGCGUUGACACGCAAACUAUACUUACAAUAGCCGGACACGUGAUCACCAAGAACCACAGGAUCAGCGUCAGCCAUGGCGACGGCGCCUGGACAUUGGGCCUGAAAGAAAUCGGCCCAGCUGACGGCGGACGAUACAUGUGUCAGGUCAACACCGAACCAAUGAUGAGUCAGACUCACUUCCUACAAGUUGUCGUUCCACCAGAUAUUGACGAUGACGCAAGCAGUGGUGAGGUACUUGUAAAAGAAGGAGAAAAUGCGGCGUUACGCUGUAUCGCCACCGGGACCCCACUUCCCAGCAUAACAUGGAGAAGGGAAGACUCUAGACACUUCAAAAUAGAUAAUCAAACAUUAGUCUCCAAAUGGAACAGUCCGUGGUUGAAUCUAACCGGAGUCGAGAGAGCAUCGUCUGGCGCAUAUCUGUGCAUCGCCACAAAUGGCGUCCCUCCUUCAGUAAGCAAGAGGAUUCUAAUCAACGUUAUGUUCGGGCCAUCAGUAUGGGCUGGUCGUGUAGCUGUAAGAGCACCAGCUGGAGGUGCUGUAACCCUUCAGUGUACAGCUGAAGCAUUUCCGCAUCCAGGUGUAUAUUGGACACUCAAUGGGGAACAACGACUUGUAAACGGUACAAAACAUAGAUUGAGUAUUAGUUCAAGAGGAUAUCGACAUACGGUGAAUUUAGUUGUGACUGACAUGUCUAUAGAAGAUGCUGGAGCUUACAGAUGUCACGUCGAGAACACGCUUGGGAAAGCCCAGGCGGAAUUGUUUUUACAUCUUCUAACAACAACAACCACGACAACCACUUCUACUACUACUACUACAACUACAACUACAACCACAACAUCAACUACGAGUCAACCGCCUACAACUACGCCGGUCACAUAUGAUACAGAAAGGCAUUUAGAACAACUUCACCGCGGAGUCUUAGAAGAUCCGGCUCUUAACAAUCCAUACGUUGUUCUCAGCCAGCACCAAAUGCAGAAUCUCGAAAUGAUGACGACAAUGUGACCAGAGGCCGGGGUUCGUGGACCCUGGAGCGACGGUUGGCCUCCAAUGGAAGCUGCAGCACCGAGAAAUUUUCAUGUCAGCAUUGGACUAUACGUAAUGUUCGUGAUAAUAGCGUGACGUUUAGAACUGUGAGAAUUGUAUGCUAUGAUGACAAUUGAACUUUGUAACUAAGAUUGUUGAAGCGGCUUCAGAAAUGGUACGUUUAAGGCUUCGUCAAACAGAACGCGUACUUAGCGCGCGUCAGAACGCUAAACUGACGGCGAGAUGUGCUGUACUACUAUGGUAACAUACUGCCAAACAGAGCCCCAGCGCUAUAAGUACGCAACGCUCUGUCGCGGUGUUAGGACUCUUUGACGUCAGGCGUUGUAUUUUUUUACAAAUUUCAUUAAUUUAGCGUCCGAGUGAAUGUGUAUUAAAAUACAAAAUUUUAUAGAAUUUGUUAGAAAAUAGUCGUGCUUAUACAAUGCCACAUCUGAAUCACUCGACAUCUUAAUACUUUUAAAUUUUCACACUGCUAUCGAAAGGCACUAUGAUUUGGCGAAUGCGUUUCGUCAAGGAGCGUUGGACUCAUCUAGUCAAUUUGUGUGACAUGAAAAGAGCGCGACGUUAAAACGCUGCGCUAAGUACGCGUUCUGUUUGACGAAGCCUUUAUAAACUAUGAUUCCAUCUGAAAAUAAGACAUUCCGUUUUGUACCUAUUUUGUCCACGCGUAGGAAGAGACUGUUUAAUGUUACGAUGUAAGUGAUCGAUGUGAAUCUAACUAUAGAUAAAGUAUUCAGCUGAAGACAGUGAUGACUUUCCUGAAACUCUAUACCCACGAAUUAGAGUAAAGUAAUUAAGUUUCCAUUGCUAAUUUUGAAUCACUUUAUUUCCAAGAAGCAUAUUAUCUCCAAUUAAUACUGUUUAAUUAACAUAAUUUGAGAAAGUAAAUUUUAAUACAGUAGUCGCAUUGCAAUUUUCAUCUUCAUUGCAUACUCAGUCUUCGACAGAGAUAAAAAAAGUUUUAAGGAUAAGUAGCAAACGAAUUUUAGUUACAAGAAUUAAAUUGAACUUUGCGAAGUUAUAAACAGAUUUGUAAGCUUCUCGGAAAUUAAGUGUUUCGUUGGAAGCAUUAAGCUUGGAAACAACGCAACGAUUGCGGAAAAUUGAGUUUAUCGAUAAAUGUAAAUAAUUAAUGUUGAUUUGUACGAGAUUGUUCCCUUUGAGAGAAUAAACAAUUUUUUUUGCUAUCUCCGCUGUGAAUAGAUAAGCAGAUUAUAAGCGACACAUUGUUAACAAAAAAAAUCGGUUGUCUGUAAAGUCGGUUUACUGAUGAUAGUUGAACGUGACAACGUCAUAAGAAAAUACUGAUGGUAUGGUUUCAUUUUUCAAAAGAAAAUUUUAAUUUUAUUUGUUUGAUAGAUAUUUUGUAUGGACAAUUGACACCACUCACCACAUUUACUUUUCACUGAACUUCAUACUUGACGAAAACAUGUAAAUGUAUUAUUGUAUAGCAGCUGUCCACGCGGAUGCAUCGCUCACUCAAGUAGGAGAGAGACAUGUCGAACGCUGCCGAACGUGGAGGCCGAUUGUGCCUCUUUGUCGCUCGUUGCGCGUCCUCGCUUGCACUUCAAGCCUUAAAUGGAACGCCUCAUGAGUCAUGUUUUUUCGUGCGUGCAGCCGGCUCCAUCGAAUUAUAAGACGUUGUCAUGUCGAAAAAUCAAUCGCUGUAUAUAAUUCCUCGAGAAGCUAGCCAUAUCAUAUUUCUAAAAUACUCUAUUAUGUUAAAACCUUUGGCAUCCACUCCGAUUAUAUAGGCGAGUUUUUCAUUCUGUUCAUCCAAUUUGAAUGGUUUUAGUUGAUUGAUCCACGUAGUCUCUGUCAGCAUUAUAAGCUUUUCCUUGUCUCUUAACCCGAAAUUAAUUCAAAUAUACGAAUCGCGUUGUGCUAUAUUAUCUUAAUCCUUUUUACUUGAUGUUCAAGAGGGUUCUUUGUAAUUGGUGAAAACUUCACUUUGAACAGUUACUGACCGUUACUUAGUUUUUCAGUUUUCACCAGACGUAACCGUCAUUAAAAUUACCUUUACAUACAUAAUCAACUUCUUUUUUUAUUGCCCUUGUAGGCUGACGAACAUACGGCCCGACUGGUGGUGAGUGGUUACCGUCGCCCAUGGACUUCAGCAAUGCCAGUGGCAGAGCCAAGCCGCUGCCUACCGCAGACUAUCUCAACUUCAACUAUCUAAAACUACCUUUAAAGCUGUAAAGUAUUUGAAACGUCGGAAAUAAUAAAACGAAAAUAAUAAAUAUGAGAUUAAACUGUAAAAGCAGUUUUAAUUAUGACCGCUAUCUUUUAGGUGCUUUGGAGAUCAUUUUCUGGAAAUAAAUCUAAAAGUGAAAGGCCAUUUGGCCUAAGCGAAAUUUCUUAUCCGUUUCAUUAGCAUUAACAGUUCGAUGUUUUAAUUGAACUUCAAUUAAGUUUACUCCAAUCAUAUGGCCGAAGAAGUCUUUUAGUUACGAUAUUCUUUCCAAAUUUUAAACUUUAAAUGGAUCUCUGGUAAAGUUGCAAAAAUGUUACUUAAACCAAAGCCUUUCAGUCCUCGAUGUAAUUUAUACCUUAAACGCUAAUGGUAAAACUAUUUAAUUGUUUCUUCUAUCCGUUUCAUAAUUUUUUGAAUUAUAUAGGUAUGUUCAUUAUAUUUCAAAAUUUGUGUUUUCGCCUCAACAAAAUCCAAGCUUAAGCCACAUCCGAAUCGAUUAUUUGGCUAUUUUUGGAUCUAUUAUUUGGAUAUAUAUUAUGGAAAAUUUGUCAAGGCUAUGAUUCAAUUAUGAAAUGAUUGAUUCAUGUCUAAAGCUUUUGAUUUCGUUUAAGUAUUUUAAAGCUUUUCUGUGUGUACUUAUCCAAUUUGUUUUCGUAUACCGUGUUAUUUAUAAUUAAAUUAUCUAUGGCUAAUUACUAAUAUGUAUAAAGCGAUCCUUAAAAUUGUAAUUAUUGUUCCGUUGUAUAAAUAAAUUGUAAAUUUUU